AUGGUUGCGUCUAAAAAUAAAAAUAAAGUACUAUGCUCAACACCUGAACAUCGAAUUGAGUCACCAUCAAGGGAUAGUGAUUCAUUAUGUGAUUCUGAUGCUGCUAGCCCUGUUCCAUUUUUGUGUACACAAGAUGGUACUGAAGGUGAAACUGAUGUGAUAUGGAACCAUUACACUCCAAAGUCUGGCAAUGCAAAGACACAAUCCAAGAAUACAACACCACUUAGUAGGAGAUCCAAAAAAUCAAUUAGACCAAAAAUAUUAGAAAAACCAAUACCAAAACGUAAAACAGUUAAACCUUCUCAAAAAAGAAAUGAGCUUUUACAAGAUCUUUUUGAAUUAAAUCAGCAUUUACAAGAAUUUAUUAGCAAUAAAACUACAAAAAGCACUAUAGUAGAUAAACAUGAUAUUGAGGAUGAUAUAUUUAAUGAUUCGCAAGAAUACUCUCCAAAAUGUGGUGUAAGAAACAAUACUUGUUUAAGAAAAAAUGUUUUAAGUUCAAAAUUUACUAAGCCCGAGCCAGAGAAUGGUAUAGAAUCAGAUGAUUCCAUGAAUGAAUGCCUUUUGAGAGCCAGUCAAAUGGUAGAAGAGAAUAUAUUUAAGUUUGAUGCACCUAAGAAAAGACCAAUCAAUGAUGUACCCAAUAACUAUAAUCUAAGCAAAAACCCAUCUAUAAACCUCAAAAUGGACCAUGAUUCUAUGGAUGCUAUACUUAACAGUAUUAAAUUAGAUUCACCUUGUGCAAAAAGGCUGAAAAAAUGUGAUUCACCUCAACUUAAUAAUGACUCAUUUGAUAGUUUUGUUGGAAAUUUAAAUGACAGUGUAUUAGAAAGACUUACGCAGAUGCCUUCAAAAAUCCAAACACCCAUUAGGACGACUGAAAUGAAGACUGAAAAGUCAACAGAGUUAUGUUUAGAGAGCCCUUUUAUGAAAUCACUAUUUAGCCGUCAUAAUUCUAUGCCAGAAUCUCCUUCAAUUACUGACCUAAAUAAACCUUCAACUAGUGGAAUGGUUUUUGGACGAUACAAUUCAAUGCCAAUUGAUAAAAAUGACCAAAAAGAGCCAGGGGAUUCUCCAAUAAGAUGUACACCAGAGGAAAUUAAAAAGAAGCAUCAGUUAGCAAGAGAGAAGUUGUUAGCAAAAAGGCAAUUGCCCUUUACAACAUCACAAACUCAAAGUUUAUCAACUCAAAGUGUACCAGAACAAUCAACUGUAUCCAAAAAGCUUAAAUUUCAGCCCAAAGUACCAAGUACUAAUGCAUUUAAAACAAACAUAAAUAAAUUGUCCGACUCAAAUUUUGAAAUACCACCUAACGAACUAAAUACAAAUAUUAAUACUGUAAAUUUAAAAUCUCUUAUUGAGAAAAAGAGACAGGAAGCAUUAAUGAAAUUAAGGCUACGUAAGCAGGCUAAGGCUAAAACAUAA
This is a messenger RNA of Parnassius apollo (apollo), 1425 nucleotides long. The record is from the annotation of a GenBank genome assembly. NCBI's taxonomy places the organism in Eukaryota, Metazoa, Arthropoda, Insecta, Lepidoptera, Papilionidae.